AUGGUAGUGAGCCAUUGUGGAAAUCCUCUUAGAAGACCGAGUGAAGGUCAGGACUCUGAUGGGGCAAAAAUUGAUCUUGAAAAAAGACUUGAUGUCCAAGCGAGAAUUGGACUUAAAAAUGGUUUGAUUUCCAAGCGAGUUUGGAGUUUAUCCCUUAUUUUGCAUAUUUGCUUACUUGGUUGUAAAUUUUUUAUGCAGAUUUUUUUGUUCAAUUGCAUGUCUGUACGAGAUCCUCAGGUUCUUCUUCCUCACUUGAUGAAAACUUGCGUUGAUCACGGUGAUGCAAUGUUUUCGUCAUUGCUGCUAGUUAUCAAUUGGCUUAAGGACAGUUUGCAACAAAACCACUCAACUCGCUUCAAGGUCCUUAUAACUGGUUCCAUACAUCUCGUCAGUGACCUGUUGAAAUUAAUUAAGAAGUGA
Molecule: messenger RNA, 420 nt
Organism: Vicia villosa (hairy vetch)
Lineage: Eukaryota; Viridiplantae; Streptophyta; Magnoliopsida; Fabales; Fabaceae
Product: folylpolyglutamate synthase-like
Exons: 6
Coding region: 1-420 (139 amino acids)
Biological process (GO): tetrahydrofolylpolyglutamate biosynthetic process
Cellular component (GO): cytosol; cytoplasm; mitochondrion
Molecular function (GO): ATP binding; tetrahydrofolylpolyglutamate synthase activity
Source: RefSeq, a predicted model, not a curated record